Molecule: messenger RNA, 1266 nt
Organism: Postia placenta MAD-698-R-SB12
Lineage: Eukaryota; Fungi; Basidiomycota; Agaricomycetes; Polyporales; Adustoporiaceae
Exons: 8
Coding region: 1-1266 (421 amino acids)
Cellular component (GO): cytoplasm; membrane
Molecular function (GO): protein binding
Source: RefSeq, a predicted model, not a curated record
AUGUCUCAGCAACAAACAGCACCUAAGCCUUCGCUCCAGGGGGUCCGCAUCAGAGCCAGGAAAGGUGCUGUAAAGGCACACGCAAAGCACGAACCCACCGUCUUCCGAGACCAGCUUCUCAAACACCUCGAAACUGUUCCCGAAAACGACUUUGAAGGCUUUACCAACAAACUUGUCCAAGCUGGUUCCACACUCGAGUACCUGAAGUAUGCAGAUGUUCUUUUCGAGAUCCUCCUCGUCGGCGGCUUGCUUCAGCCCGGAGGCAGCUACCUCGAUGAUGGCGCGCCGAUCUCUCCGUUCUCGAUUGUCCACGCCAAAGAGCCCGUGGAAGUCGCAGACAUAAAGCAGUAUGUUGAAGUACUGAACAAGCUCAUCAGGAGAUACAAGUACCUCCAGAGACCUCUAGAGGAUACUUCCCUCCCUACCCUACUUCAGUACCUGAACAGAUGGACCGAUGCACAGAAGGAGAAACUAGCUAUCGCCACGGCCCUUCUGAUGUCACAAGGCCUGGCCAGUGCCAGCUGUUUGCAGAGUCUUACGAAGGAUCAUCUCGUGAAGAACGAUGUUGCGCUCAACGCCAUCACGACAAUCUUCCGUGCCUACCUCACGGAUCAGGCCAUGGACCACCUCGCCGGUGCCCUGCGGCGCGGCGGGAUCAAGGACCUGACGCUGUUCUUCCCACCAAACAAGCGCGACGAUAAAAUACUCGACGCGCAUUUCCGCCAGGCGGGCCUCCCGCAGGUGGCGGAAUGGUGGACGAAGCGCCAGUACGCGUCCCUCAAGGAGGGGAUCAUUAAGACGCUCCGGGAGAUGCUCGAGCAGGGCGUACCCCAUGUCGAAAUCGUGGCUGCUAUCAAGACUCGUCAGGAGGAACAGCCCCUGCCUGACACGGAGCUGGUGCAGUGCAUUUGGCAGGGCCUGAUAGCCUCAGUCGAAUGGUCGGCUCGCCAGGACCAGAAUGAAGCGCUCGCGCUUCGUGAGAUAAGCGGCUUCGCGGAUAUCCUCGAGCCGUUCUGCAAUGGGGCGAAGACCGAGGUCGCUCUCAUCAACAUCGUCCAAGUAUACUGUUACGAAGAUACGCGCAUCAUCAAGGCAUUCCCGCAGAUUCUGAAGGUUUUGUACAAUAAGGACUGUAUUUCUGACCAGGCUAUUAUCUAUUGGCACCAGAAGGGAGCGAAGCCGCAGGGCAAGCAGCACUUCCUGCAGGCGGCGGCACCACUCGUCAAGUUCUUGCAGGAGCAAGACGACAGUGAGGAAGAAGAGUAA